AGAAGCUGAAGCGGCGCUCGGAGCCCGGAGCUGCCCUGCGGCGUUGGAGCAUCGCGCGGCCCCGCACUACCUCCUCACGGCCGGCUCGGCCUCGCGGCGCAGGGUGAUGACGUCACACGGCCCCAACGCGCCGCUCCAGUAACCGCCCUCAGCGCGGGCAGAAAGUAACCGAGCUUUUAUUCUCAUUAUUGCUACUAAAAAUCUCUGCUGUCUUUUGCGAAUUGCCGUAAAUUUCCACUCGGCACACGCAGGUGCGUUCUGCGUUUCCCCAGUUGCUCCGCGCCUCCAAUCUGGCACGGCCGAAGGCUUUGCGGGGCUCCUCCUGCUGAUACAAAGCGGGAAGCGCCGCGGCACAUCCGCACGGCUCCCUUUGCCAGCCACAGAACCCCGGCUUGCUCUGCUCCGCUCCCUGGGCUGCCGUGGGACGCCAGAGCGGCGCUGCUGAUGGGGGAAGGCAGCUGCACUCCUCCCUCCCGCCAGCAGUCGUCCCUCCACACCCGCAGGAGGACGGUUUCCCUCCCAGCAGCCCACCGCACGCACUGGCCGUACCUGCGCGUGGAAGGUGUGGGCGAUCUCUCCGUCCACAUCGUAAACAACCAACCCCAGGAGAGUUUCACCUUCAUCCUCAUCUGCUCCCUCAAAGACAAGAGAUGACGGCAGUCACACUUAGGCAGGCCGUGCGAAAAAGAACAUGCAGAGGCCAAAGGUGGGAGCCCCUCUCCCCCACAUCAGCUCUGGCAGGAUUGGAGCACAAAGGAGGGAACUGACCAAGAAACUGAGCAGGAUGCACUGCAGGAAGGCAGCCAUCCCACCCUGCCGGUCUCGGACAGUGGAACGCAGGCAGCGUCAACAGCUGGCACGCCAGGCAUGAAUGCAGGAAAGCACAGAGGCUGCUGUUCACAAAUCUGAGCAGAAGUGCCACGUCACAGCCAUGGUAAUGUUCUCAGCUGUGCUGCUGUCUGCAUGCUGCUGGCCUGUGGUGCUGUGAUGUGGAUGUGCCAGAAAUACCUGGGAGUUGGCUUUUCCCCAAAACACCCGAUUGCUGCACUUGGCAAUGAAGCAUCUGUAGUGCCAGGAUCCUGGACGGCCAGAUCAGCUGCUGGCAGCGCACUGCCAGGACUAACAGCUCAGAUUUAUCUGAAGAUGAAAUUGCUAACCGGAGAUACGGAUUGUUGUACCAGGAAAUGGAGGCUGAUAAAGCAGAGGUACCUACCCCAGUGUGUAGCCUAGUCUAGACAAAGAGUUCCUUAGGUCAAGCAUAACCUUGUCGUUUAAAACCAGUCCAUCUGUGUGUUUCCUGCUACCCCUCCUAAGUCCUUGCAAUUUUUUCUUGGAAAGUUGUCAUGCAGCUGUUCAUAGUGUGGUGCCCUUCAGUCAUGUAAUGAAGCAGGCUGGCAGAAAUGCAUUUCAGGAAGGUGAAUGAAGCUUCACACUGUGAAGGCACACGGUGUCUCACAGCUUUUGUACUUUACAUGUAUAAUUUAAAAUGCAUUUCCAGUCUUUUCUUCUUUCUUUUUAUAAAAAUACUGAAGUCACUGCGCUUUUUUUAUUGGUUUUGGUGUUCUCUUUAAGCCUGUAAAAUCUGUUAUCGAAUUGCACUGUCAUCAAGUAUCUUUCUGCCUUGCCCUUCCUUUUGUUAUUUCUUUUGUUUUAUGUCUGGCCUAUUUUUAUUUUGCAAAUAGAAAUGUUUUCCCCAUGUUCUUGUUUACUAAACAAAUGAUGACUUGUUCUGAUCUUCACUUCUACUUGGGCAUCCAGCACGGCAUUUAAUGGAUUUGCACAGGUUAGAAACAAGCAAAUUUUGAGUGUUUUCUUCUGUUUUGUUGGGAGGAGAUUAAGACUGGCUGUACAGUUUUGAAAACUCUGCUCUGCAGACCAGCUACACAGUAAUGUCCUGCUGACACGAAUCCUGAACUUGUCUGCCCUCAGAAAGUCUUCCUGGAUGUUCCUAGAAGGCUGCUAAUAUUCUUGGCGCUCUUGGCCUAGCUGAAUUUAAUUGGAAAACUCCCACUAGCUUAGCAGGACUGUCUUCUUAUUUUCCAAAUGAAAGAACUGGAUUCGUAUUUUUCUUUCUCUCUUUUUUGGAUUUUUCUAACAAUCUCAAAAUCCGGUUGUACAAUCAAUGGAUAUUAAGAUGUUAUAAUCACAAAAGAACAAGAGAGUGAGGCAAAGUAGACUAAGAUAACAAGAGAGAAUAAACGGAAGGCUUACCCGCAUGCUAGGCUCACUUACAAAACCCCCAGAAGAGGGGAUCUCCAGAAGAGAUCCUUCCCCACUGGCAGCCAGCUCUUCAAUAGGUCUAGGAGGGGUGGAGCCAGGCAGCACAGGUGGAUUGCCUUCACUGUGCUCCUCUGGCUGACUCGUGGCUCGUCUCCGGUGAUCAAUCAGAGGUUCAGGCUGUGACUCAGCAGUUCCCAAACACCUGUGAAGCAUGGCUUCCUCACAGCUUUCACACCUGUUCAGUGACUCUGUGUAUUUAUGCAUUUAUACAUGAAAUGACUUUAUUUGUUUCUGCAAUGUUGCUUUCACCUAUCGUAUGUUUUAGUCUGGGAGUUCAAUCUGAGUUGUUUAUUUAGUGCUGUGAUAAUGCUGAGGAUCUGCUCGAGGCGCUGCAGCAGUGCAGUGCACGCUUACGUCUCAAACCCCAGGGCCCCCAUCCCAAGUGAUAAUGCAGAUAAUCUGGGGCCUUCUUAAAUUCCAGCACCUUUCAGAGGCUGGCUUACCCACAGCAUGCUCUGCACACCACUGUUUACAUAUGCACACAAAAAAGCUGGGCAUCUGCAAGGCUGAAAACGAGUCUUUCAGUGCUUAUUAAUUUUGCUCCAGGCCUUUGACAUUAGUAAAGUAUUCAGAAGGAAGGGCUAAAAUACAAAGCUGCCACCACUUUCUCUAGUUAAUGCAUGCGAAGCUUCACCUCUCUAAUUCCUGAGCAGUGUGCGCUGUGCAAAUAAAAGCCCAGAGUCCAGAGGAUGUGUAAGGAGCUCCGAGCUCUGCACUCCCUGUGCAGUGCAGUCUGGCAAAAUCAACUUCUGGCAUUCGCUGUUCAGAAGUGCAGUGUGCCUGAAGCAAAGUCCUUGCAAUUCGCUUCUAUUCAGUGAAGGAUUCUUCACCUGUUUGAACAACUUGAAACAUUUUAGAGUCGUGGAACACUUUUGAAAAAGGAAGGUCUUUAAUAUUGACAUUCAUGCCUGUUUAGAUUAUCGAUUUUCCAUCCAAGCUCACCUAUUGGUGGUUAUGCCUGAGUAAGCCAUAAAAAUCAGGUCUUUACUGGAUACAUCCCAUGCCAAAUAUUGUUGCUGUGUUGUUUUUAUUUUCUAUAGGUAGGAUGCCGCUGCAUUUACAGUGCAAUCAAAUGAGAAUGUGACAGAGACUCUGUAAGUGGUGGAUUUGGCUUCUUUUCUAAAUGGUGUGUAAAAAAAAAGGGGUACUGUUUUUUGCUUUGUACAAAAAUAUUUGCUCCUUUGUACAAAAACAUGGGUGUUUUCCAUCCUCUAAAUCAUUAAAUCUUGACCUGAAAGAAUAGGUGGGUAUACCAUUGCAGCUGUAAAUCUGUACUUUCUGAAAGUCUUUCACUAGGAUAGCACUGCAAAAAAGGAAAAACAGGAUGCCUAGAUACUUUUAGUUUAUGAAGGUACAGCCAGUUUACUUAUUUAUUGCACUUCAGAAAAUCAAGAAUGAGUGCUUUGGUCCAGGGUACAGCAGGAAGUGCUCACAUGUGCUGUUGGUACACAUACCUCUAAUAUCACUGCAGCUUUAUCUAUCUUCCACAUUUUAGUAGGUACCAUCUUUUAAGGGGGGGAAUACUGUUGAAAGCGAUCAUGCUUUGGUGGUUUCUGGGCUCCUCUUGCUGAAUCCAGUUAGCCUGAAUGAAGGAUAUGGAGUGGCAGCAUUGCUGGGUGAACGCUGCCGUUACUGAGAGCAGAAGAGUGAUUCUGUCUGUUGAUGUGCCUUUGGUCACUGAGCACCGUGAGAGCAUUCUGAGUAUUUGUGUUUCUAGUUCAGAUGGCAGGUAGCCUAAAGACUGCUUGUGCACAAGUGACUCAGAGCACAUCGGUGCCAUCUGCAUUCUAACACAUUACCUCUGAUUUUAAGCCUGAAAGUUCCUUCCAGUAUUAAGGCCCAGGAAACUCAUUAGCCAUCUGACCUGGGACAGAUCUGCCUUUUGUUUCUCAUUACAAUUAUCCCACAGGACAGACUUCUGCACAGUGUGGUGUAAUAUAAUGAACAUUUCUUUAUUCUUUGCCAAAUCCUGAAGGUGGUGCUUAGGCAGAUUUCUCUAUACCUCACUAAAAACAAGCCUGCUAAAGGAAUAGAUGAGGAAAGAAUUGAAAGGACGUGUUUUGGUGUGGAGGUGGGUUUUUCUGUUUGGUUUUGUUUUGUUGUUGUUUUCUGACAAAUGUCAGGGAGCAGAUUUUCGUAUUUUGAAGAAUUUCAGAGAUGUCUCUUCAUUACAGAAGGCCUUCUGACCAGCUGCAUCUUAUCAACUGCAAAGCAGCUGCGUAGAUUUGAGGUUCAUGUUAUGCUGAGCAAUGUGUUCAUGGCAAAUUGAUCUACUGGGGUUAUUUAAUCUGGCUGAGUCAGCCAUCUUUAUAGCUGGAAUAUGCUGAGCACAGCUUGCAGCUCUCUCCUUUAGCUGUGUGUGUUUGUGUAUGGCAACUGCUGAGUCACGGCCUGAACCUCUGAUUAAUCACCUGAGGUGAGCCAUGAGUCAGCCAGAGGAGCACAGGUGAAGGCAAUUCACCUGUGCUGCCGGAAGGGGUGGAGCCAGGCUGCACCCCUCCUGGACCUAUUUAAGAGCUGGCUACCAGAGGGGAAGGAUCUCUUCUGGAGAUCCUCCUCUUUGAUAUCUUCUAGUGAGCUCAACCCAAGGGUAAGCUCUUCUACUUAUUCUCUUUUGUGAUCCCUGUUUGCUUUGCCUUACUCUUUUGAUUAUAUUGCAAUUAUAACAUCUUGGUUAUACACUUGGCGAGCCAGGCAGGCUGAAUAUACUAAAAUUAACAUGUCUUUCCUGUGGAAUUUCUAUAAAUGGGUCAAGGGGGAGAACAAUACUCCCCUGGAGAAAAUGAUUCCAGGGCAGAUCCCAGGGUUUGAGGGAUCGCCCUAUUACGAGUUAGCUGCCAUCAUUGAAAAAUGGGGUCCCUUACGUGUUAUGGGCAAUCUCUCCCCAUAUCGCAUGGCAGACUAUUUUCAAGGACUUGGCAAGGACAUUCUCAUUACCAAAGAAAGACAAUUGGCUGCCUCCAUGGUGGCAUGGCCACUAUUAACCGCUUUAAAUCAUGCGGACUCAAGAAAUAAUACUUUAGAAACUGAAAAUCAGCUUUUGAAAGAUCGCAUUGAAAAGUUAGAGCACGAACUUGGCGUUUUAACGGGGAAGAAGCCAAUUCUACAUCUUCCUGUAAGCCAAAUUCGUAAUAUUUCAAUAAAUGAUGACCAGGCUCCUGAAUCAACAGACUUCGUUGAUCAGGACAACAAGAAAUCCAAAUCAGACCUUGAAUGUCCAAUUCAAACUGAUCCAUUGGAGGUCCGUCCUGUGAUAACCCAAAAAACAAAAAAAGUACAGGACAGACCGGCAGGGGUGCCGCCUGAUCAAUGGCCCCCUGCCCAGACUCAUUUACAUGUGACAGCUCGGCCAUACACAGCAACAGAAUUAAUGGACUUAGUACAACGAUUUCGGCAGAAGCCCAGAGAAAGUGUGCCGGCUUGGUUAUUGAGACUGUGGGAUUCUGGGGCAGAAAGUGUCGUGGUGAAUGGCCCAGAAAUAUUUAAGUUGGCCACCAUGACUGUCCAUCCUGCUCUUAGGCAAAGGUUAUACGUGGGCAAUCAAUAUCGUGAUGAAAACCAUUCCAUACUAGAAUGGUUAAUGGCGGCCUGCCGUAUGGUAUGGCCGAAUAAAUCAGACAUACCGUUACAUACAGGUAUGUGGUCCUCCAUGGAGGACCUUCAGAACUAUAUCCGUGAACUGGGUGUAAGAGAGGCCAUCUAUGAAGAUACAUUUGAUGGCCCUGAUAUGGUUAAAUUUUCGGCAGGGAUGAGAGAUUUAAUUCUACAGCAAGCUCCCUCCCAUCUGUACGGCACCCUAGUUUCGAUAUUAAAUCCCCUUGUAGCAUCAGAAGCCGUAGUCCAGCAGGCUGCCCAGUUAGUUGCCGAUUUGGGAGAAACAGAACGCCUGCGGACUAGGCGCAAUAUUCGGUUUUUGGAGGAAGCAGAGGUCCUGCCGGUAAAUAAAACCAGAAUGCCGGCUACUCGAGCUCCUCGAUCGGGACCCAUAAGGGUAUCCCGAAAACAAAUGUUUAAUGAUUUAAUUCGGGCUGGGGUCCAAUUUGCUAAGAUCGACCGCCAGCCCAACCACGUCCUUCUCCAGCUCUGGAGACAACUAAAGGACAAUCAAAAAUUCCAGAGCUACCCUAAGAAAUCAAGGGUAAGAGCUAUAGAGAGGGUUCCAACAACAACAUGGAACCUAGAAGAUUUUAUUAUUCCUAACAGGAAAAAGAAGCCACCUCAGGUGUCUCGGGCCACAAUGCCUGAGCCAUCAGAAGCAAAAGAACUGGCCCUAGCACAAUUCAUGCAGUGACGAGGGGUGUUAGUCCCCGUAGGGCCUCCAGACGGGACCGGAGGCCCUAUGUAGAAUUAACAAUUUAUUGGUCCCGAAAAAAUAUUCAGAGAGUUAUGGCAUUAGUGGAUACUGGAGCAGAAACAUCAAUUAUCUAUGGAGAUCCAGGAAAAUUUCAUGGCGACAGAGUGAUGAUUGGUGGUUUUGGGGGACAGACUAUUCCUGUCACCCAAACAUGGUUAAAAUUGGGGGUUGGGCGUCUCCCACCCCGGGAGUACAAGGUGUCUAUUGCCCCAGUCCAAGAAUACAUCCUGGGCAUAGACAUUCUAUGGGGUCUGGCUCUCCAAACAACUGUGGGAGAGUUCAGACUUCGACAAAGAUGUAUCAGUAUCCGGGCGGUGCAGGCAAUAUUAAGAGGCCAUGCGAAACAUGAGCCUGUUUGCCUGCCGAAACCGCGCCAGAUUACUAAUGUUAGACAGUAUAGACUCCCGGGUGGGCAAGAUGAAAUAUCGAGAACGGUGCAGGAAUUAGAAAAAGUGGGCAUUAUAAGACCUGCACACAGCCCGUAUAACUCCCCCAUAUGGCCAGUGCG
This is a messenger RNA of Lagopus muta (rock ptarmigan), 7142 nucleotides long. RefSeq lists its product as uncharacterized. The transcript is spliced from 4 exons. The coding region runs from base 5000 to 6571 and encodes 523 amino acids. NCBI's taxonomy places the organism in Eukaryota, Metazoa, Chordata, Aves, Galliformes, Phasianidae. The record is from RefSeq and is a predicted model, not a curated record.